Carica papaya (papaya) is the source of this 2054-nucleotide messenger RNA. NCBI's taxonomy places the organism in Eukaryota, Viridiplantae, Streptophyta, Magnoliopsida, Brassicales, Caricaceae. The record is from RefSeq and is a predicted model, not a curated record.
ACUGCUUAAUCUUUCCAUCUAAUUCCAACUAGGAAAAUACAUACUGCAAUAUAGGGACACACACACGCAUAACUAUUUUCAUGCAUAUACAGGAGUAAUCAUGUAAAAAAAAAGUGAGUGUGAUCAGAUGGGUUUGCUUGGAAAUUGUUGGUUAAUCAUCGAAUCUUUCGUUAUCCCAGAUGGAAAGCUAAAAUGGUUUUACUUAAGCUUCCAUAUCCAUCCUGUUUUUGUUUCUGUUUGCCUACUUUUUGUCUGGCUUAAAUUGCUGAAUACAUGGCUUUUACUUCUUGUCUCUUACCCACUUAGACUAAUUUAUUUUCCAGGUUUAUCUGUUUUCAGACUCUUCAAAAGUUUUAUCACCUUUAUUUUCUCAUCUACCAAAGUUCCUAAUGUUGAUUUUAGAGAAGGAACUGGUAACUUAGAGAUUGCAGUACAAGUUAUUUAUAUGCUCAGCCAACUUGUAGAAUCACAUAGUUUUCUAAGGGUAACACCAAUAAGAUGCCAGCUGAAGUUGUUAGAUUAUGAGAAAGAUGAAUUUGAAAGGAAGGAGGAUUACCGUGCAGCUCAAAGCUCAAUCUUUUUAACUACUGGUAUUGUGGAUUCAGAUUGUGAGAGUUAUUCAUCUCUGCACAGCUCCAAUGAGAGUUCAACCUCAAUUUGUUGUUCAAAUUUACUGCUUCAAGAUUCAAUUGAAGAGUCACCGGCUCAAGAUUCAAGCUCAGGGAGAUCAAGAUCAAUCUACAGCUCCAAUAUUUUAUCAGCUGUGGAAAGACAAGUUAUUGUUAGUAAUAGAGAGGAGGAUCAUGGUGAUGAAGAAUCAGAUGGAUUCUACAAGGAGUACUGUGAAAGAAUGGGAUGGUUUGAUAUUCUCAAUUAUGAUAGAACAUGUGGAAUAAGUAGGUAUCUUUAUAUCUAUUUUUCUUCACCUACUAAUUCUUAAACAAUUUGGUAUCCUCGACCCCAAAAAGAAAAGACUAAAAAAUACAAAAAAAAAGUUGUAAGAGAUUUCUGAUUAACUUGAAAUUGGGUAUAUUGUAGGUGCAAUCAAGAACAUACAAUUGGAAACUAGUCAAGUAUUACUUCAUCUGAAAGCAUUAAUUCUAAGGACUGCAGUCUCUUAUCAUGGGACAAAAUGGCUAGGAAAAGGCUCUUGAAAAGCAUAGAAAGUGAUUUUGAGCUGGUCUACGUGGCUCAGUUAUGCUUGUCAUGGGAGGCUCUCCAUCAUCAAUAUAUAAAGGUCAAAAAUCUCGACACAUCUGGUGUUCGAAAUCGCAGGUUUCAUGAUAAUGUAGCCGGAGAAUUCCAAAGGUUUCAGGUUUUACUAGAGAGAUUUUUAGAAGAUGAAAGGUAUGAGGGAAAGAGAGUUUGGAAUUUCGUUAGAGGAAGAUUUGCUCUCAAAAGCCUUCUUCAAGUCCCAAAGCUUUCAGGGUUUGUUGCAGAAGAAAAUGAUGAAGAAGUUGAAAGAAACGUAAAGCAAGUAUUAAGAGCCAUAGAGAAGUGCACAGAGGCUUUCUGGGUUCUUGUUCAAACAGAUCGUAAUCAAAAGCUUUGGUGGAAAUUAACAACUUCACUCUGGAGUUUUUCCCCCGUAGAAGAUCCAAGAGACGUUGACCUACUAUCUCAUCUCACCAGAAACCUCCAAAAGAAGGAGAUAUGGUUCAAAGAUUUUCAGGGUAAAAAGAAAUGCCGCUUUAGAAAAGGCAUAAGACCAGUAGUUGAAGAAUCUGAGAAAAUGGAGAUGCUAUUCACAAUGAUAGACAUGAAACUGGUGUCAAGAGUGCUUCAAAUGUCUGCGGUGUCUUCCUCUCAACUCAAAUGGUGCCAAGAAAAGCUUGACAGCAUACACUUCAACAAAGGAAAGCUCUUCAGAACUGGCAGUUGUCGAUUAUUUCCAGAUUCUUGAACAUAUUAUUAAUCAAUCCUUGAAUGGAUGAAAAUACAAUUCUAGUUACAUUAAGCUAGAUUUUGCUCCAAGUGAAAACAAAGGAAACUAAUGAGCCACUGCAGUUGUACUAUAUUAGCCAUUUUUCACAAAUUAGGACCUAAUGUAUAUA